Messenger RNA from Cladocopium goreaui, 345 nucleotides. Lineage: Eukaryota; Dinophyceae; Suessiales; Symbiodiniaceae. The record is from the annotation of a GenBank genome assembly.
AUGGCGGCUGUGAGCAACCAGGGUUCCCCAGCCAGCGAUCAGGCCGUGGCUUCCUUUCAUCCCGCUCGUUUUAUGCCUGUGAAGAUCAAUUCGGCGAUAGAUAUGUCUCCCGUGAGCGAAGACUCUGAUGAGGCAGAGGACGAGGAGAUGGUGGAGAUGCCGAAGCGCGCCUUCCCCGCCAAACCUGGGAUGCCUCUCUUUGGCGCGCUGCAUCAAAAGACCGAGGCCUUCCGCGACUUUGCGGCGCCGCGGCCAAAUCUGAAACGUUGGACGAUGCGGUUCAGCGACGAGGUUUACAAUGGUCAACUAUAUUCAGCUGGGGUUGAUAGCGGAUACCAUAGUUGA